Molecule: messenger RNA, 3140 nt
Organism: Labrus bergylta (ballan wrasse)
Lineage: Eukaryota; Metazoa; Chordata; Actinopteri; Labriformes; Labridae
Gene: col21a1
Product: collagen, type XXI, alpha 1
Source: RefSeq, a predicted model, not a curated record
AGACGGAGAGAGAGAGAGCUGCUGGAAAGGGCAGGCUUUCAUUCAGCAGAGAAACAUGUGCGCUUCUCCCCAAAUUCACUUUAUGUAAACCCAGGGCUGUGAACAGUAUUGAUCCCUGGCACUCAAUGAGAGGACUAACGGGAAUCCAAACAAGGGCUUGGACGCUUACCGGUUGUAGGACUGCGCCGUGUGAUUUGGUCUUUAUUUUAGACGGCUCAUGGAGUGUCGAAGAUGUCAAUUUUGAACUAGUUAGACGAUGGCUCGUCAACAUAACAACAAGCUUCAACAUUGGACAGAAGUUUACCCAGGUUGGAGUCGUCCAGUACAGCGAUGACCCCGUUUUAGAGAUACCUCUGGGGAAGUACAAUUCUAACAAAGACCUCCUCAAAGCCAUGGAGUCCAUUGAGUACAUGGGGGGAAACACAAGGACAGGGACAGCCAUUAAGUUUGCCACAGACAAACUGUUUGGCCUUUCUGAGCGUGGCCCAUCAGGCAUUUCCAGAAUCGCUGUUGUCCUCACAGACGGAAAGUCGCAAGAUGAGGUUUUGAAAGCAGCCGAGGCAGCAAGAAAAAAAGGAGUAAUUAUGUUUGCAAUCGGUGUUGGGUCGGAGACAGAAACAGCUGAGUUGAGAGACAUUGCAAACAAGCCGGCUUCAACUUAUGUGUUCUCAGUUGAGGACUACAAAUCUAUUUCCAGGAUUAUUCAGGUCAUACGACAAAAACUGUGUGAAGAGACUGUUUGUCCAGCAAAAAUUCCUAUAGAUUCCCGUGAAGAAAAGGGCUUUGAUCUUCUGUUACGUUUAAACUUGGCUAAAAAAGCAAAGAAGACAAAAGGAGCCUUUUACGGCUCUAAGGCCUAUGAAGUCACAUCUCGUCUGGACUUGAGUGAAGCUACACGGAACCUCUUUCCAGAUGGGCUGCCACCGUCGUACGUUUUUGUUGCCACAAUGAGGUAUAAAGGAUCAGUGACGAUAGAGGACUGGGAUUUAUGGAGAAUACAGACACGGGAUGGGAGACCUCAGAUGGCAGUGACUCUGAAUGGACUGGACCGCACCGUCAUGUUCACGACAACAAGCACAGCACCAAGUGGAAUUCAGACGGUUACAUUUUCCCAACAAACAACAAGGAAGCUGUUUGAUGAGGCAUGGCACCAGAUGAGGCUGCUGGUCACUGAGGAGGAUGUGACUCUUUAUGUUGAUGACAUGGAAAUCGAGUCCCUAUCCUUGGAGCCUCCAGUUGGCAUUUUCAUCAAUGGGAAAACCCAAGUUGGAAAAUAUGUCCGAAAGGAAACAACAGUGCCAUUUGAAAUUCAGAAACUUCGCAUCUACUGUGACCCGGAGCAGAACACCAGAGAGACGGCGUGUGAAAUACCUGGAGUUUGCUCCAACAGUCCUGACUACGCUGAACCAACUCUUGAGCCUUGUGUUUGUCCUCCUGGACCCCCCGGACUUCCAGGAAUAAAGGGAGACCAAGGAAACAUUGGCAAACCGGGUCAGCCUGGACCUGCUGGUGCUGAUGGUAAGCCUGGUAACCCUGGAACUAGAGGGAGUCCAGGGCUGCCAGGCCCACCAGGAGUGGAGGGAAAACGUGGGCCAGAUGGGAACAAAGGCGAGCAAGGGAGGUCUGGUGUUUCGGGUGAGAGGGGUGUUCCUGGAUUACAAGGAUUGCCUGGAAAACCUGGAGAGAAGGGCUCAAUAGGAUCCACAGGAAUUUCAGGGCUACCGGGAACAGCAGGGCCAGUGGGUGAAAAGGGGACUAUGGGACCUGCUGGGCCCUCCGGUUACCCAGGAGAACCUGGUCUACCCGGGAGGGAUGGAAAAGAUGGAUUUCCAGGGAGACCUGGUGAAAAGGGAGAGACUGGGACCAGUGGCAUUCCUGGUGUGGAUGGACGGGAAGGACAUCCCGGUAUGCCUGGAUUGCCAGGGAUUGCCGGUCUGGAUGGAGCAAAGGGGGAAUCCGGAUUACCUGGUCUGAGGGGCUUCACGGGAUCAUCUGGACCACCUGGUGAGAUUGGUUUACCUGGCACACCUGGGUUAAAAGGACAAACCGGACCUAAGGGGAAUAAGGGUGAAGGUGGAAGUCCAGGCACACAAGGGACACCAGGACCUGUGGGGAGUGCAGGAGAACCAGGGAGAGAAGGUCAGCCGGGGCACCCAGGCAUGCCAGGCCUGAAGGGCAGCAAGGGACAAAGAGGAAGUCAAGGUGAAAGAGGAGAGACGGGAAUGAAAGGUGAAAAAGGAGUGAAUGGUCGACCAGGGGAACAUGGCUCAACCGGGCCAACAGGACUAAAAGGAGAGAAAGGGACAACAGGGGAUCCGGGGCAGAGAGGUCAAGAAGGUCAAGUGGGACGACCUGGACAGUCUGGUCACUCAGGCCCACCUGGCCCCCGAGGGCUGCAGGGGGACAGUGGGAUCCCGGGCCCACCUGGACCUGAAGGACAAUCUGCAAGUCAAAUGUCGGACAAUCACAUACGUCAGAUCUGCAGAGAGAUUCUUCAGUCUGAGCUACCUUUAUUGUUGCUGAGCAACCAGCAGGGUACCUGUAAAAGAUGUCAAAGUCGGCCUGGAUCUCCUGGUCCUCCAGGUCAAACUGGGCCCCAGGGACUCAGGGGUUUUCCUGGACUUAGUGGUUCCAGGGGACAGCCAGGCUUCCCUGGUCGGCCUGGGCACCGUGGAAUUAACGGUCUGAAAGGGGAACCAGGUUUAGAGGGUGAGAGAGGGAGUCCUGGUCGAUCCACCAUUGGAGACCAAGGGCCACCUGGGCCCCCAGGUCCAAUGGGUCCCCAGGGGUACGGUAAGCCAGGUCCUCCAGGUAAACCUGGGUCUCCUGGUAUAAACGGAGCAGAGGGCAAAAGUGGAAAUCCUGGCAUCCCCGGUCAGCCUGGGGUCUGCGAUCCAUCCAUGUGCUAUGGUAGCAUGAUGAGGAGGGAUCCUUACAGCAAAGGGCCAAACUAUUGACGUAAUGCAUCGUUUCAAGCUGUCAUGGAACAAACAGACAUUCUCAGGAAGAUCUCAUCUUAAUAGUUUUACUCUGUCGUGGCAAUAAAAACAGACCUCCUCCAACAACAUGUGUGUGAUCUCAGACAGUCAACAGAUCCAGAUCCCUUCAUACUUUCAUUUUGUAUUAUUUACAUGUCGUUU